Eptesicus fuscus (big brown bat) is the source of this 1044-nucleotide messenger RNA. RefSeq names its product tripartite motif containing 52 (gene TRIM52). The transcript is spliced from 2 exons. Gene Ontology annotation, cellular component: nuclear body. NCBI's taxonomy places the organism in Eukaryota, Metazoa, Chordata, Mammalia, Chiroptera, Vespertilionidae. The record is from RefSeq and is a predicted model, not a curated record. Gene Ontology annotation, molecular function: zinc ion binding. The coding region runs from base 68 to 916 and encodes 282 amino acids.
GAGGGGGAGUGCGGAGUCGGUCUCAUCCCCGCUCCUCGACGCCAACACCUGCCGACAGCGCGUUGAGAUGGCCGACCAUCCCACUACUCCCAACCCCGUGCAGACCCUGCAGGAGGAGGCGGUGUGCGCCAUCUGCCUCGAUUACUUCACGGACCCCGUGUCCAUCGGCUGCGGCCACAACUUCUGCCGAGGGUGUGUGACCCAGCUGUGGGGCAAGGAAGACGAGGACAGGGACGAAGAGGAAGGUGAAUGGGAGGAGGACGACGGCGGCCAGGCCGUGGGGGCCGUCGGUGGAUGGGACAGCUCCAUUCGAGAGGUCUUGUACCAGGAGAGUGCUGACGAGUUGUUCCAGGACCCAGAGGAGGACGAACCCUGGGUCGGAGACAGUGGCAUAAGGAACUGGGACCACGUGGACUACGUGUGGGACCCGGAAGAAGAGGAGGAAGACGGGGGCUAUUACCUGGAGGACCUGGGAAUUGACAUCUACGAAGAGGAGGAGGUACUGGAAGAAUAUGAGGAGGAAGAAGAGCUGUAUCCUGACACCCACCAGCCUCCUCCCCCGGCCCCUCCGGCCCCUCCGGCCCCUCCGCGGCAGUUCACCUGCCCCCAGUGCCGAAAGAGCUUUACAAGUCGCAGCUUUCGCCCCAACUUGCAGCUGGCCAACAUGGUCCAGGUGAUUCGCCAUAUGUGCCCCACUCCGUACUCAGCGAGCCUGGGGAAUGAUGAGGGUAUCUGCUCCAAACACCAAAAAGCCCUGAAGCUCUUCUGUGAGGUGGACAACGAGGCCAUCUGUGUGGUGUGCCUGGAGUCCAAGAGCCACCAGCAGCACAGCGUGGUGCCAUUGGAGGAGGUGGCGCAGGAGUACGCGCAAAGGAUGGAAUUUCUCAGCAGACCUGGCUUCAUAACCCAAGUGUGAGCAGGAAAUACUGUCUCCUCUUCAGCCCUCUUAUCUUGUGGUAAGCUAACCAGCUUCAAGGUUCCAUCUCAAUACAUUCUCCUGACCCUGGUUCAUAUGAAAUCCUCUUCCUGGUAAUAAACUCAGAA